AUGAUGGCCAGAGCAGACCAAGCAGAACUGGCUGGAUUGAAAGGCAAAGUCAACACCUACGAAGUGGGCGAGAAGCACUACGUUCUGGUAGAAGGAAUGCAAAAGCAAGUCCGAUCAGAAGAGCCGCCGGAUGGUUACCUGGCUUUGGAGCAGAAUCGCGAGAUGCUCUUAGAGAAAGGCCGCAGUUUGUUGACAGCUGCAGACCAGGAUGCCAUGUUCGCCACGGCAUCGGAGGAGCUGGAGGAGACGCAUCCAGCCGGAGCGCGUUCUUCUGCGCGAGUUCUGGUAGAAGACGACGAGGAGAGCAGUUCAAGCAAUCCGGACGCGGACGAUCCGGAGACAGACGCCUUCUUAGCAAAGCUUCUCGAGAGGUCCAAGCAGAACAAGCCCGUCUCUGGUGGCAGCGGCGACAAGACCGCAAGCGUGCGGAAGGCGCGCGACAAACGGUCAAAGGCGAAGUACGCUGUGUUUGCCAAGAAAGGUGUCGAGGAGAGUGGAGACAGCAGCUCCAGCGACGAGCCCGCCAAAGCCAGUUUCGAAGUCAGAGACCUGAUGCAGCUGGUUGGGAAGAAGGGCGGAAAUGUGGACCCUCUGCAGGCCAUCGCUCUGCAGCACAUUCUCGCCAGCGACAAGGACAGCUCAAAGAAGCGACGCGGCCGGAAAAAGAAGAGCCGCAGGAAAGCCUCCUCCAGCAGCAGUUCCGCGAGCAGCGGAGUGAGCAGCCAGGACAAGGGCUUGCGCGGUUCUGCAAGGGCCCUCGCCAGGUACAGAAAGAACUCCACAAGGAUGUGGAGGAAGCCCAUGAGGCAUGUCAAGCGAUACAUCGCCGAGGUCGAAGAAGAGCUGGGGGCAGACGAAACCCCGUACAACCUGUGGGAUUACACGAAGCGUAUCCCUUUCGGCCGGCAGAAGGGCUUGUAUCGCAUGCAUCACCUAGCUUCCCACAUUCUCAAGAAGCUCCUGAACGACGAUCCAGAGGGCGCGGCGCUGAUGACUGUUUUAACUCUGCGGUGUCUGCACCAAACUGCUCUCGACGGAGGAAACUGGGAGUUGGGAUGGUUGAUCACGACGCUCAAAGACCCGUUGGCCCGCAAGAAGUGGGGCGGCGAGGCCCAGGACUUGGAGGCCGCCGCGGACUACUUGCGUGCAGUGCAGGACUUGGAAAAGCGGUCGAAGCAGCUGUCUUGGAAGCCCAAGGACGACGAGGAGGAGGAAGCCGAGGGUGCCGACAAGAACGACAAAGUCUGGCGGCCCCCAAAGGGCCGAGGCAGAGGUUUGUUCCCGUCGCCGCUGCCUGUCAUGGAAGUGACCACAGUUCUCUCUUCAGUGAUAAGUUUGCCUGAGGAAGGGGCCGUCAUUGACCCAUCCAAACAUCUUCGCGGUGAGAAGUUGCAGCAGUUUUUGCAGAUGGGCGAGCGGGUGCCCUUGCCACGUGAAGAGUUCUGCAAGCGGCCAAAGGAUAGGCUUGAGUGGGCCGAGUUGCCCCAAGGGUGUAUGUUGUGCCAGCUGAUUCUGCACGAUGGCGAGUCUGUCAGUGAGCAGCUUGUGAAAUAUGGGGCGUUAGAGGGUCGUAAGCACUUGCUUCAAGCCACCGCCGAGUUUUGCUCGUUGAAGCGUUGUUCAAAGAAAGUCCUGCAGAAACUUGUUGGUCUGUAUGUCCAUCCUUUCACUCAUCGUCGUGAGCUGAUGUGUGUUUUCAAUCGGGUGUACAAGCGGAUUGAGCGGAUGCAGGACAGGAAGCUCUCACCCAUUUGUGAAAGCGUCAAGCAGGAACUUUGUUUUGCUGGCCUCUUGUUGCCUUUUGCGCACAGCAACAUUCGUUGGCCAUUGGCAGAACAUGUCUCGGCUACCGAUGCGACUCCCACUGGAGCCGGGCGCGCGCAGGCCCGCAUGCCUCCGAAGCUAGUUGAGCUUGCCUAUAGGUACGGGGUACACCGGGGUGAGCAUGUUCGUUUGGACUGGUCUUCCGGGCGUUUGAUGCCCAGUAGUGAAAUGCAGUCGGCUCCAGCUGAGCUUGAAGAAGCGUUGCAAUGUGGGCGCUGGCGCGUCACUGAGAAAUCGCAGUUUGCAAAGGUAGGCCAUAUCAACAUUCAGGAAAUGAAAGUGUUGCUGAAAGAGAUAAGACACCGCGCGUGCCAAACUGCCAGUGGCCAGCGGAUAAUCAACCUUUGCGAUUCCCGCGUAGUUGUAGGCGCCUUCGCCAAGGGCAGGUCCUCGUCGGUAGAACUCAAUCAGUGGCUUAGGCGCCUUCGCGCAGGUCUUGACGCAGUGCUGAAAUUCAUUGGCCGUUCGCACAAGCGGCUGGACACACUUGCCCAGAACCUAGAUGAGCUCGACAGUUCUUUGGAGCACUUCGUCAAUUGGGUUUACCGCAAGUGUGGAAAGCAGCAUUUAAGCACCGCCAAGCAUGGAUUGCUAGCUGUCCAGCACCUUUACCCACAGCACCGCCGACGAUUGCAUCGGGCCUGGCAAAGUGUCCAAGCUUGGGAAGACAUUGUGGAAGUCAACGUGCGUGUCCCGUUGCCGUUGUCCAUCCUGUGUGCGCUUGUCAUAGCGGCACGUGCGCAUGCAGGUUGCGAGUCAGGCCGUGAAGCCUUCCUGUGGGAUCGCUUCUCAGUGUGCUUGGAGCUGGCCUUUUUUGGCCUUCUCCGGCCGGGGGAGGUCUUCAAACUGCGAAAGUGUGAUGUCAGCCUGCCUGACGCCUUACUCGUGUCUGGCGUUGGCGCAGUUGUGCGCAUUCAGGUUGCCUUGGCACGACAAGUACAGCUGUCCAUGCCAUCGUUGAGCCAGCGUGCUGUGCGAACGUUGUUGACUCGUGGCCAGCGGCGUGUGUCCCAGCGUUGUCCUGACCGGGAUUUGUACCGCUUCGCCCGCAUGUAUGCCGCCGCAGAGGCCCUUCAGGAUGUGCAGCCUUGCCGGCCACUCCCAGCUUUGGCAACGGCCCAAUUGCCUCUCGGCCGCCUGGGUGGUUUGCAGUCCUGGGUCAAUCGUGUCUGGGUUGUUCUCACUUGGCAACGUGUGUUGGUCAUGUUCCUGCUGGCUGCAGUGUUGUCCCGGCCCCACACGCACUUCCUGGUCGCACGGCUACUCACCCGUGUGAUGCAGCAGCUCCUGCGGUACGCCAUGUCGCUUGUGAUCCACUUGGUAGAAGCGGUGUUAGAGGAGCUUGUCUCCCAAGUGCAGGGUCGGGCAGGGCCAGAGCUGCU
Molecule: messenger RNA, 3206 nt
Organism: Symbiodinium sp. CCMP2456
Lineage: Eukaryota; Dinophyceae; Suessiales; Symbiodiniaceae
Source: the annotation of a GenBank genome assembly